AGCUGCGAUGGUCUGUUGAGAAACGGAAACCAAAAGGGAUCUCUUCACAUUUCAAACGUGAAAAACCCUGUCUUCCUUUCUCUUGGGGGAUGCGAUUGUCUCUGGUGCCUCUAGACUGACAGCGUGCUCGUGCUCUUCAAAGGAUUUAAAUCACGUUUGUGACAUUUUGUGGGUUCGGAUCUCAGCAUGCUGGUGAGCUCGGCGGUUUACGCCGUGAAGAAACGGAAGAAGCCGCUUCAAAAAGCACCCAAACUGCCACCUCCUGAAGGUGCCCAAUCAAACCCGUCCAAACGGCAUCGUGACCGACUGAACAAUGAACUGGACAAGCUGACCAGUCUGCUGCCUUUCACCGAAGAUGUUUGUGCUCGUCUGGAUAAGUUGUCCGUGCUUCGACUCGCCGUGGGUUACCUGAAGGUUAAGAGCUUCUUUAACGCCACACCCAAGAAUGGACAAAAUGGGUGCAGCAAGCCAAGUCCCAUGUUGUGGGGAGAUGUCCAUAAUGCCUUCCUGUCCUCCACUGGGACCUCCCAGGUGUCCUCCAUCGAUGGAGUCAGCUUCUCCGAGGGAGACCUGCUCCUCCAGGCAUUGAAUGGCUUCGUGUUAGUGGUGACCACCGAAGGUUAUGUCUUCUAUGCAUCACCCAGUAUACAGGACUUCCUGGGCUUCCAGCAGUCAGAUGUCAUACAUCAGAGUGUGUUUGAGUUGAUCCACACCGACGAUCGAGCUCUUUUCAGACGCCAACUUCACUUCGCUUUUGAUCCGCAUUCCAGCCAGCAGGACCGCAUUGCAGUGGGCAGCAACGAGCAGAACAGCAGUGAAGUCAGCACCAACAUACAAGACUACAACCCACAAGUCAUCCCUCCAGAAAAGUCAUCCUUCCUGGAGAGAAAUUUCUGCUGCCGGUUCCGAUGCUUGCUUGACAACUCAUCUGGCUUUGUGGCGCUGAACUUCUGUGGACGCCUGAAAUUUCUCCACGGUCAGAACCGGGUGUCGGAGCUUCAGGAGCAGGUUCUCCCACAGCUGGCUCUGUUUGCUAUUGCCAUGCCCGUGCAGCCGCCAUCCAUAUUGGAGAUCCGUACCAAGACGCUAAUGUUCCAGAGCAAGCACAAGCUGGACUUCACUCCGAUUGGCAUUGACACCAGGGGAAAGGUGGUUCUGGGUUACAGCGAAGCCGAACUCUGCAUGAAGCGUUCAGGUUACAGCUUCAUCCAUGCUGCCGACAUGAUGUACUGUGCAGACAACCACGUCAGGAUGAUAAAAACAGGAGAAAGUGGUUUUACCGUCUUCAGACUGCUGACUAAAAAGGGGAUGUGGCUCUGGGUCCAGGCCAACGCCAGGCUGGUCUUCAAGGAAGGGAAACCAGAUUUUGUUGUGGCCCGGCAGAGAGCUUUGACAAAUGAAGAAGGAGAGGAACACUUCCGUCAUCAUCGGCUGCAGCAGUCGUUCGGCUUCACCACUGGCGAGUCGCUUUUGUAUGAUCUGGCGCCAACCGUCGACAUGCCUGACACUUGCUCCCCCGCAAAGCAGCGGAAGCUCGAUAACUACUCAGUCAGACCAAACUCGCUCCUGGGCUGCAUACUGAACCAGGACCAGUCAGUCUACUGCCAGCACAAUAGUGCCAACACGCUAAACACCCUUAAUGACACUGCCUUUAAGGACACCCACGCCACAGUCAGUGUUCCCGGAGAUACCUGGCAGCACCUUUCACCCAAAGCGGCUGUUGACAGCAUGAUCAGGUCCGAGGACACAAUCAAGGAUGUGAUGGAGACUCUGCAGCAGAUCCUGGGGGAGGGUGAGCUGGCAGAUGUGGUGGAUGCGACACCCGACGAGCUUAAGAGCUGGGAAAGCACUCUUCUGAAGGUGAGAACCAACAGCUGCGACCUGGGCGACGACCUGAACGACUUGAUCAUUGAGGACAUCCUGUUAUAUGUGGAGGAGCAGCUCCAAAACGAGGCUGCGCUGAAGGUGCCCGAACAGCUGGAAACCUGCGUCCAAACUUUGAACGUCCAGAACCGGGGCCCUGUUCACCACGGCAUGGUGCAGAGCUUCAGCUGGCCUCAAAAACCUGAGAGCCAUUUGUUACCCAGUCGAGGGCAGAUGUCUGAACAACCCUCCGCGGUUGUGCGGACGAUGGAACUGACCCACAUUGGUCUUCCUCAGCUGAGUUCUUCCGGUUUAAACGUUCCGGUGGCAGAGCCCAUUUCCUCUGAGCAAGCACUUUUCCUUCCUGCGCGCCUUCAUGGUGACCAGAACCACACUGGUAGACCUCCAAAGAUCUUGGACGCCCAUUUAGCGGACUCAUGUCGCGAGACAGAAAAACUGAGGAGCAUACAGAUGAAAUUCAUGGACAAUAACCAAGAAAUUGUGUUGUGCAGGCAACCUAGUCAUAUUCAUCCCAACCAAAUGGUUCAUCCAAACCGGAACUGCCAUGAGCGGAGGGCACCAAACCUGGCUGUGGCCCACCAUGCACAAACACAGCCAGAGUUUAGUUUACAGAGUGGCCAAAAGAACUCAAACCAUAGAGACACUCAAAAUAAUGUUUCCAGGGGCCCAGUGAUCACAGCAGAGGCAAGCUGCAUGCACAGCCACUUUGUGCCUCCGACUCAAGACGGAGAGAAUCAGAGACAGUCUUGGCAGCUAGAGCCGCCACCGCAAACGCAGCUAAUUUCAAGCGGACCAAUGAGCGUGAACUGCUGGUCAGAAUUUCAGCCAAAUCCAGGACUUGCAGUGAACCAUGACCCUGCACCGUACAGUCCGGUGUUCAGGACUUCUUUUCCUGCUGAGCACGGCAUUGGAGGGGCGCCUGUCAUGGCUUCAAGCAGCUGUAUGUUCAAAACCACACCCCGCUCUGUGCCUGCGAACGUUGGGCACGUCAGUCAGACUGCGCCCUGUCAAAGAUUGAAAGACAGCAUCAGUCACAUUUCCAGUCCCUCCAGCUUUUAUCAGGCUGCGUCCAAGUCCAUGUUCAAUUCGGAUACGGCGCCGCUUUCCUGCCAAAUCACCCCAGAUAGUCGGAACCUGCCGAUGCAACAACAGCCAUACCUGAACCUCAGUGACCAGCUCAUCAGCCACUCAGUUGUCGGAAAUGGUGUCCUGGCCUUGCCUCAUUGCGCAACGGGAAUUCCCAUUCCUAAGAGAACAAACGGGAACAUGAACUGAAAAGGCAACUGUCUGCGAAACCAGGAAAACCACAAACGUGCUUUCAAGGACAAAAAGCUCAGGGUAAUCAAGCAAGAGAAGAAAGAUCACCUGGAGUUUGAUUUGCGUUUUGAAAAAUACAAUCACCACGGGAUCAUGAAAUCUGAGCAUUGAGCUACUACCAAAAAAAUGAAAAUUUGAGGGAUUAUGAUUUAGUCCAAUACAGAUUACCAAUUGUCACAACCUUUUUAUGACAUUCCAUGACGGGCAAUCUAAAAGAUGAUUUAAAAAAUAUAUAUAUUAUAAUUUCAAUGUUAGAAAUCUACUGUUGGUUAGAAAAUGCUUUGAACCAUAAAUAUACUCCAAACCAAUUGACCAAACCUGAGCUUCUGUUUUUUGCUGUUCAUUUUUGAUGGCAGCGUCUGACUUGGCGUGUUUUGUUGAUGCUUCAUGGAAGCAUUCCAACUGUUCAAUAGUUGAGGUCUGAUGGAUGAACUUGAUGUCAGUCCACUGCCAACUCGCCCAGACAAACACGCACAACUGACUCCCCUUGAGAUCUCCAAAGGAUAAAAUGAUUUUAUGUGCUCUUUUGUUUCAUUGAAACAUACCAUGACUUCAUUCAUUUCAAGCCCUCAAAAGGGUCAUGCGCACAAGCUUCAUCCAGCCAACAUGAGAUCAACUUUAAGCAGUAAAAUGAACCUUUGGAAGCAACCUGUCAUUCUUCAGUUAUUUGUAUUCGUGUCAUCUGUUUUUUUCUAUUUUGGUGGGGAGCAGCAAAGACAACGCCUUAAAAUAACAAAGCUGAUUAGGAUUUGACUGGAGUGAAACCCAAGUAUAUCUUGCCUUUACUUUGCCCUCUUUACUUCCUGGAUAUUUUAUUCACUGUAAUCAUGGAGUUCAACAGAAAAUAACAAGUGUCAGGAGCUGUUUGUCAGCCUUUGGAAUAAUUACAAAAAAGUGAAGCUGCCACCCAUAAUUUUCCAGCAAAAAUCCAUCCUCUUCAUCUUUCCUGUCUGUUUUGUGGUUAAUUCAUGUCUCCCCACAGAAGUAAAAGACAAUGGCAGCUAUUUUCUACUUUAAAUUAGGUGGAAAUGGUCACAAUUAUUGUCUGUGAGUGGCAAAGACAUUUUAAACCGUGAUGAAAAACAGAGCUUGGAGUUUUGACUCGUUUAAAAAAGUAGCUGACUACUUUCUGAAAAA
Hippocampus comes (tiger tail seahorse) is the source of this 4338-nucleotide messenger RNA. RefSeq names its product aryl hydrocarbon receptor-like. The record is from RefSeq and is a predicted model, not a curated record. NCBI's taxonomy places the organism in Eukaryota, Metazoa, Chordata, Actinopteri, Syngnathiformes, Syngnathidae. Gene Ontology annotation, biological process: xenobiotic metabolic process; response to xenobiotic stimulus; regulation of transcription by RNA polymerase II. The coding region runs from base 187 to 3159 and encodes 990 amino acids. Gene Ontology annotation, molecular function: nuclear receptor activity; protein dimerization activity; transcription cis-regulatory region binding. The transcript is spliced from 11 exons. Gene Ontology annotation, cellular component: aryl hydrocarbon receptor complex; nucleus.